Molecule: messenger RNA, 2496 nt
Organism: Akanthomyces muscarius
Lineage: Eukaryota; Fungi; Ascomycota; Sordariomycetes; Hypocreales; Cordycipitaceae
Exons: 4
Coding region: 1-2496 (831 amino acids)
Biological process (GO): nucleoside metabolic process
Molecular function (GO): catalytic activity
Source: RefSeq, a predicted model, not a curated record
AUGCCCGACCCUCAAGACUACGCCAUCGGCUGGAUCUCUGCUAUAAGGACUGAGUAUGUUGCUGCCCAGGAAUUUCUCGACGAUGAGCACGGCCCGCCCGAGCUUUUGUCAAGCAACGAUACCAACCACUACACUCUGGGCCGUAUUGAGAAGCAUAAUGUCGUCAUCGCAGUGUUGCCAGACGGUGAAUACGGAACGUCUUCCGCGGCUAGUGUUGCAACGAACAUGCUCCGUAGCUUCCCUAAUAUUAGGAUUGGUGUGCUGGUCGGCAUCGGUGGUGGCGCACCAACCCCGAAGCAGGACAUUCGUCUGGGCGACAUCGUGGUUAGUGCACCGCGCGACGGCCACGGCGGGGUGUUCCAAUACGACUUUGGCAAAACGAUCCAGGACAAGGCCUUUCAACACACAAGAUUUCUAAACCAACCUCCGACAGCUCUGCGGACUGCAUUAACCGGAAUCAAGACUCAAUAUGAGAGGAAAGGCCAUCAGCUCGAGGCGGCUGUCACCACCGUUCUCGAGAAAAAUCCAAGAUUGCGAGACAAAUAUAAGCGACCGGCGCCUGCUACUGAUAGGCUGUUUAAGAGCGAGUUCACAUGCGACCCGAGAGGCUGCGCGGCAUUUUGUGCAAAUGAGCCGUCGAAUUUGGUCGCGCGGCGCGAACGGAGGACGAACGAGGAUAACCCCGCAAUCCAUUACGGCUUAAUCGCCUCCGCAAACCAGUUAAUGAAGGAUGCAACGGUUCGUGACAAGCUUGCAACGGAGAAAGAUGUUCUGUGUUUUGAAAUGGAGGCAGCAGGGCUAAUGAAUCACUUUCCCUGUCUGGUCAUUCGUGGCAUUUGCGACUACUCGGACUCGCACAAGAAUAAGGAGUGGCAGCGGUACGCAGCAAUGACGGCUGCAGCAUAUGCAAAAGAUCUACUCUGCCAAAUAACCCCAAGCAGGGUUGAAGCCGAGAAGAAGAUCGCCGACAUUCUAUCUGGCCUGCCAGAAGUUCUUAAAGAGCAACGAGACAUUGCCAAGGAGCAGCUUCAAACCCAGAAAGAUCUAGCCGAGCAGAGACUGUCCAGAGAGGAACAAGACGAAAGACAAAAGUGUCACCAACUAUUCCGCCUCACGACUGGCAGCAAGGACGCAACAUACGAGUGGUAUAAAGACCGAGUUGCAGAACGGGUUGAUGGCACGUGCUCGUGGCUCCUCAGGCACGAGAAGUUUCAGGACUGGUUGAAACAGGAGUCCGGUCCCUUGCUAGUCACAGCGGAUCCUGGCUGUGGGAAGUCGGUGUUAGCCAAGUACCUGAUUGACCACCAGAUAUCACAAUCGGCACCAUCGACGACCAUCUGCUACUUCUUCUUCAAAGACCAAGACCAGAGCACCGUCCGGCAAGCCCUUUGUGCACUACUUCACCAGUUCUUCUCUCAGAGGCCCGCUCUGAUCGAACAUGCACUCCCGCCAUUCCGCAAAAACGGGCCAGGUUUAAUCGACUCUACCAAAUCGCUGUGGGAGAUUCUGCGAACCGCCGUACAGGACCCCCAGGCUGGACCUGGCCAAUGCCAAGGCGACAAGUUCAGCCACGGCAAGUUGAAGUAUCUCCUGACAAGCCGCCCAUAUGAACAGAUCGUGUCUGAGUUCCGUGAUCUGUUGGAGAGUUUUCCAAAUAUCCGUAUUCCAGGGGAACAACAGUCGGAGAAAAUCAGCCAGGAGGUGAACCUUGUCAUUACGCACCGCAUCAAUCAACUCUCGAAGAAGAAGGGCCUCUCAGACAAAAUUAAGGUCCAUCUAGAGAAAAGACUACAGGAGAUUACCCACCGCACAUAUCUCUGGGCGUACCUUGUGUUCCAGUACUUAGAAGAGGAGAACUGGAAAAGGACACAGAAGGGAAUUGAUUCCACCAUAAAAUCGCUUCCUGGGAGUGUCAAUCAGGCAUAUGAGCAAAUCCUCAGCAAGUCUACGGAACGCCUGAAAGUUCAGAAAGCACUAAGUGUGAUUUUGGUCGCGAGUCGGCCGCUGACACUCUCGGAAAUGAAUAUUGCGUUGAAUAUAGACGAGAGUUCGCAGUCCAUUCGUGACAUUGAUUUAGAGUCUGAGAAGGACUUUGAGUCAAGUCUCCGAUCUCUAUGUGGAUUGUUCAUUUCAAUCCAUCACGGCAGGAUUUACUUCCUUCAUCAAACUGCUCGCGAGUUUCUCCUCGCAGACCCGGCACGUGCAGUUAGUACGCCAGGGCUGCAUUGGCAUCGUUCUAUCAGUACCAGCCAGGCACAUGCUGUUCUUGCGAAGCUCUGCGUGCUCUAUCUAAACUUGUACAACACUGACGAUUCCAUUUCGAGAAAUGCGACUUUGGAGGCCAGCGAUUCCGACGACAACCACUCCGUCGGGAGCCACUCGGUCAAUGGCGACGCCCUCUUAAAUUACUCAGCCAAAACUUGGGGCUGUCACUUUCGCGACGCCAAUAUCGUCGAUGGCAAUGGCACCAUGGAUUCCGCUUUAAAAAUAUUCUGA